CCAGCUAUUUACAAUUCCCAUCAAGACGUCUGGAGUUGGUCUCGCUUAGCCACAGACUCUUACAGGAAACAUAAAGAUUGCCAUUUGCUUUCUGGACGCCAAGUAAAACUAAAAAAAAGCGUCCUGGGAGAUUGUCAAAUUUGGGGUUGUGCGCGACCGUGAAAGGGGCGAAAGGGCUAAAGUUCCCGCACAACUGCAUGGCCCGGAACGCUUACUCUCGCCAUAGUUAAAUGGACUCGACUGAUAAACUCAAUCUGAAAGUUGAGCAAGAUCCAGUAGCUACUGUGUCUGGAAAUCGUCGUAGUGCACGUAUACAAACGAGUAGCAACAGCUCCGUGACAUAUCCCCCUCAAAGUACCCAGCAAAGAUCACCUAGAAAGAGAAAAUCUAGUGAGCCGAACAUCGGCAGUCUGUCAGGGUCGCUCGAAUCCACUGUGGAUUGGACGAGGGAGAACAAUCCCGCUUCGGGACCGUCUUCCAGGAGGUCGAGCCGCUUAUCCUCGAGAACGAGCUCGGUUUCACGGGAAACCAAAUCUCUGUCUGCUGCGUCCUCGCGGAAAGGCAAGGGCAAAGCCGCAGGCAACACCUCCAAGAUAGGGACAUCACAGUCAUCAACAUCAAAGAGAGUCAAAAACGUUCCUCAAGCCAGUGUACAGCCGCCAGACGCUACAAAAAAGUCAAGCAAGAAACGCAGGAGACCAUCUAUUUCGUCUGACGAGAAGGAAUCCGAAGACAAUCCUACUCCACAGGAGCACGUUACCAAAAGGCGGCGUCACGCAGCGGUGAGAGCAUCGGAAACAAUCACAUCUAUCAGCAGCAGCGGAAAGAAAGGCUCGAGCACACUAGAAAAAGUCGAUAUGGGAAAGGACAAGAGUAAAAGCAAAGGAAAGCUCAAGGAGGGGGAUGAUCUGCAGGUGGGACAACACGAGGUCCAGGCUCCUCAAUCAGAAAGGAAGAAAAGUAACACCACAAAGGAGAAGAGUAAGGGACGCAGAGGAAAAAAGAACGAUGAAUCUGCUGCCGAAGCGUCAUCUGGCUCAAAGGGCAGUCGAGGAAGUGAGCACGACUUGGCUGAGGACACGGCACCAACCGUUAAGGCGAGCCGCAAGAAACGCGGACGCACCCAGAAAUCUACGUCCCCUGAUUUAUCCAGUUCUGCAAGUCAUACAGAAGAGCCGGGGCGGUCGGAUGAUCAUUACCAUGAAUCGGAUGAUCCGUCUUACGACGACGAUGAUGAUAUGGAUGCCGACUUUGGUAGAGACGACGUGAGCGGACCUACGGUUCAUCGGUCUAACCUGAGUACUCUCUUUGGCUUUGGAGGCGGCAUUAGUAUCGGUGGUUCUGGCGCAAUGGGAGGCAGUUCCCGAUUUUCAAGCAUGCUACGACAGCUGAAGCAGAAAAACGAUCCGACGAUGCAAAUGGUUGCUUUGCAAGAGCUCUCGGAAGUUCUUAGUAUGGCUACUGAGGACAUGUUUAUCGGCAAUGGCAGUCAUAACUUGGCUGGAUUCAAUACUAAUGAGUUUGUCAAAGCACUUGUUGAUAUCUUGAAAGGCCCCGCCGAUAUGGGAGGGGCGUUUGGAGCAGAUUUCCCUCUCGAAGUGCUUGAUGAGUUGGGCAUGAGUGCUAGUGAACUCGGCUUCGGGGGUGGCAUGGGGCCAAAUCCAGAGCUAAUGCUGCUGGCCUGCCGGUGUUUGUCCAACCUUAUUGAAGCACAUCCGUCCAGCACCAUGCAUGUGCUGCAGCAUGGCGCUGUCCAAGUUUUGGUUGGCAAGUUGAUGGAGGUGGAGUAUAUCGAUCUUGCCGAACAAGUACUGUCGGUCCUCGGCAAGAUUAGUCAAGAGUAUCCUUCGGCUGUUGUUCGCGCCAAUGGCCUUUUGGCGGUUCUUCAGUAUAUCGACUUUUUCAGUUUGCAUGUUCAGCGUACUGCGCUUACCAUCGCCGCCAAUGCCUGCCGGGGACUCAACAGCGUCAGCAUGGGAGGAGGAAUAACAUCACGAAUCAUGGGAGGUGACUCCUCCGCGAGUUCAGCGAAUUCUGACACCGGACCUCAAACUGUGGAACAAGUAUUCGGCAUGGUUAAGGAAGUGAUGCCCAUUUUGGAGCGCCUACUUGUUUAUUCCGAUCAAAAGUUAGUGGAGCAAGCUGUACGAUGCCUUGGUCGAAUUGUUGACUGGUGUUGGAAGUAUGAGGAUAAGCUUGAAAACCUCGUGACGCCAAGUCUGUUGAAAACAGUCAUCGGUCUCAUCAAUCCCACUGGUACCGCCUCGUCAGGGCCGGUAGCUUCCAACCCUCACAUGUUUACGCAGCUUGUAAAAUUGGUUGCAAAUGUUUCCAAGGGUUCUGCUCGUCUUGGCACUGCGCUGAUUGAGGAAUACGGCAUUGUCGAGGUGAUUAAAAAUUACCUCACUGGUGGAUUCGUUGGCAGUUCGUCUGAGCAGGAUGCCGACACCGACAUGGAGACAGUAGCGACAGCAGUGACCAAUGUGGUAGUUAACCGCCCGGUCGAGCAAGUAUUAGAGGUGCUCAAUUUGGCAUUGGCGGUUGUGCCAUCUCUCCCUCGUGACGGAAUGUGGAACACGACGAUUAUAAAAGAUGAGACCUUGGUGGAAGGUCAGCCCAAUUCUGAUAGCCCAACGAAAAGAAUUGGCUCCAUUUUCUCCCGGGGCCGCAGUCGUAGCCCAGAAAAAAAUUCCACCUCGCGGGAUCCUAUGGACAUUGAUCAACGGGAAAGCGGAUCCGUAAAGGAUGUUUCCUCACCCGCUGCACGAACUUCCUCUGAUUCCGCAGAGAGCGCUAUGACGGAAUCUCCAACGCAAAAUAAGAAACCUGCUCUUGAUGAGCGAGAUGCGAGACGUCUCGAGUUGCUAAGGCGGCAACCCGAAGCAAUGCAAAAGUACGCCAGCCAGUUGCUUCCAAUCAUGAUUGAAGUUUUUGGUGCAACGGUGAAUGCCAACUUGCGACGCAAGGUUGUGGAAUGUGUUGCCAAAGGUAUUUGGUACCUUGACCAACCAGAAUUCCUGGCACACGCUUUGGCGAAAAAUCAAGUGUUUGGAAAGUUUGUAUCGGAGCUUCUGAGUCUCAGAGAGAUUGCAUUUCGAAAAUCUGUACCGGACAAGGAGCGCAAGGAGGCUUUGGUGCUAGUGGCUGGAGGUGUACAGAUUGCGCUUGUUGUUAUGAAUAGGUGUGGGGAAAAGUUCAAAGCUUGGUUUGCCCGCGAGGGGACUAUGGAGGAGCUGGUUAAAAUUGUUGCAAUGAAUGACUUGGAGAAGGAGAAGGAAGUGGAGAAGAAAGAUGAAAGCCCGGUACAAAGCCCUGUGCGUACGGAGACGCCUUCAACGCACUUGCCAACUCCAAUGGGACGACGCUUGAGUGACCUGGUCAAGGAUUUAAAGAGAUUGAGAGACCAAGUUGCGGGACAUAUUGGUACGUCGUCGACUGGCACAGCGUCCAGCGAAGCGAGUUCAUCAGCGGUUGGUCCCGCUGCAGAUAAGCAUUCUGAGGUGGAGGAACUGCUGGAAACGGUAGAAGCGCUAGCAAAGGGCAGCGGCGAGGGCACUGGAAUGGACGAGCGCGGCGACACAACUCAGAAAAGCCACUCUUCAUCCUCGUUAAGGAUUGAUACCGGGCGAAAGGAUAGUACCUCAACCGCAGGCGGGGAUGCUGAGGCAGCAUCGGAGAUGUCAGAAUCGGGGGCGUCAGUGGCGUCGCCGACAUCACCUGGAUCCUCUCUUCUCCAUGGAAUGCGAAGUAUGUUGGAGCGUUUGGGACGUGGAUCGCAUUCUACGACUUCUGCAAGCAGACGGCAGAUUUCAACUGCAGGAAGCGUUAUCGGAUUGAACGGAGAGAGAGUUGCAGAAACAGAAAUGCGGUCCUGGAUUGUUGCCGAAUGCAAGAGUAUCCUCGAAGUCUGUCCUGCCACUCCCAUGUCUUCUGAGAAGGCUGGACUAGUACUUGAGGACUUAAGACGUUUGGGAGCCAUCCUUCGAGGUCACGCUACAGUGGAUGGAGACGAUCCCCUUAUGCUCAGUGUGCUGCACGCAAUUGCCGAGCAUUUCGCUGGCAGAAAGGACACAGACACAGAGGUUGGGGUCACAGGAUAUGAGAUGCUGGAAAGCGGUGUGAUGGAUGCUAUGGCAGACUUUUUGACCAAACCAGGCAUUCCAGAUGUGGCUGCGCCAGACCCGGAUGCUGAAAAACCGAGAUACACGCUACCCUUGACCGCUCGUUUGAAAGCAUUUUUGCAUGUUUUCAUGAAUGGUCCGACUCCUGACCCACAGAACCGCCCGUUCUUUGUCCAGGGGGCUUUUAAGCGGCUCGUACAGAGACUACAAGAGUCGCUUUCCCGUGUGGAACGGUUUGAGGUUGCUGCUGCAGUACCCUCUUCUACGGGUUUCUCGUAUGAGCCGAUAUUUGGAUCCAUGUUUGGGGCUUCUGGGGGGCACCUUAGGGAAGCAUCAAACCCCAGCAUGCAGCUCACCCGACAACUAAAAGUGAAACUUAUGGCCGCGGAGCCAGAUACGGUCCCAAGACAAUAUCAGGCGCUUUUGAUUAGCGUCCACGCUGUUGCUACAUACAAAGCCCUUGAAGAUUACUUGAAAGGCCGGGUUGCGAUGGCUCCACAGCCGACAGCUACGCGAGGUGCUACUGAGGCGACAAAGGAUGGUCAAGAAGUAGGGGCGGAAGUGUCAGAGAACACGCCAGAAACUCCCUCCCGGACGGUGGAUGAACAAGGCGAUAUAGAGAUGGGAGACGCUGCGAUUACGAGCGCGGACGCUCAAGUAAGUGCUGGGGACGAUGAGGCUGAUAUCGAGGAUGAGGACAUGGAGGAUGAAUUUGACGAUGAUGAUGAUGAUGACUUGGACGACGAUAUGUUGAAUGUCAGCGAUCUCUUACUUCAUUCAGAAGAAGCGAGACGCCGGCGACGUCGUGGCGAGAGCUUCACAAGUCAGGCUAGCGCCGUAUCGGACGGCCAUAGUGAAGAUACAGCGAACCAACCUGAUCUGAGCGGUCGGCGUGAUAGCGUAGUAGAUGUCCGGGCCGAUAUGCCCUCGCAGACAAACACGACAGCUCCGACUCCAGCCUCCCCGAAUAUCCCCUCGAGCACCUCGAGCACGCCUGCAUCUGCGCCUACCUCCUCCUUGUCCUCGACACCGUCUGCUGCCUCUACGACUGGAACUUCAACCGCAACUGCCGGCAGAUCGUACGCUUCUGCCGCUGCAUCUUCGACGAAUUUUACGAUUGAAUUUUCAGUAGGAAAUAUAGUCGUUCCUCGUGAUACUACAAUUUUUGGAUCUGUGUACAAAUUGGAGCAGCAAAAACUUGGGACUACUGGUGCACCGCCCAAUGUCUGGGGUCAAGUUUAUACGGUAAAGUACCGAAAAGUCUAUCCAGAAGCCAAAGAGGAGGGCGUGAAGGAGGAGGUACAAACGACUAGAAAUGGGUCUGCAGAUAGGCAGAUGGCAGUCAAGCUACCUUUUCCUACUAUGAUGCCUGAAGGUAUCUCGUUGGAUACAUCUCCCGGCAAAAUCCUCUACCUUCUACGACUUUUGUAUGGGCUAAAUUCUCGAUGGGCUGAGGUGUAUGCUAACGAGGACGCCGAGCUCGAUGGAGUACACGAAGGUGGGACAUCGGCGUUACCCUUGCAGGAGGGCUCGCAACCUAUGACACGAGUUGCCGUGACAUCAAGAACCGAUGCGCCUGUCAGCAUCGACAUGCUUCCUCCUGCGGCUUUUGCCAACACAAAGUUGACUGCUAAGCUCAAUCGGCAACUUGAUGAGCCCUUAAUUGUUGCCUCCCAUGUUCUUCCAUCAUGGUGUUCAUCGCUGGCCAAAGACUUUUCCUUCUUGGUUCCGUUUGAAACGCGCCUAGUGUAUCUUCAAAGUACGUCUUUUGGAUACUCUCGUAGCAUGGGUCGCUGGCAGCAACAACAACAACAGGGCAAUGGUGGGAGCGGGUCUGGUACUGGUCGCGGCAGUGCCGAUGGAGCGUCACAUCUUGGACGAAUUCAGCGCCAAAAGGUCCGAAUCGCCCGACAGCGGAUCUUGGACAGCAUGAUUAAAGUUAUGGAAUUGUAUGGAUCUACUCAAGCUUUGUUGGAGGUGGAAUUCUUUGAUGAAGUUGGAACCGGGCUAGGUCCAACCCUUGAAUUUUAUGCCAAUGUCUGUCGGGAUUUGAGAAAGAAGGAUGGUAUUGCUUUUGGAUCUGGCGAAAAGAUCAAGAUUUGGAGGGACGAUGAUUCGCUAGAUUCACAGGCGGUCAAGGAUGAUAAUCGCAGCACAAAAGCUGGUCUUGUGCCCGAUGAUUACCUAAACCCCGCUCUCGGAUUCUUCCCGGCUCCACUCACACCAGCAGAGGUGGAUACGGAGAAGGGAAGAAAAAUUUUGAUGCUGUACAAGGCUUUGGGAACCUUUGUGGCAAAGGCUCUGUUGGAUUCGAGGAUCGUGGAUAUACCUUUCAGUGCAAUGUUUUUGGAGAUGGUUGUGGGUGAAGAAGAAGAGGAGGAGAGUGCUGCUGAGGCCGCCCUAGGGACUGCGGGGCGUAAGGGUGCCGAGUUCCAUCUGUUAAGACAUGUGGACCCAUCUUUGUACAAGUCACUUUUGGAUUUGAAAAAGUACGUCCACAUCAAACGGAGCCUCGAGGCUGAUCCGACCCUUAGUCCAGCAGAACGCGCUGCUCGUAUCUCCAAUAUUACGGUGAAGGGUGCCCGUUUGGAGGAUCUUUUCCUUGACUUUACUUUACCAGGCUACCCUUCCGCGGAACUGAUUCCUAACGGGAAAGAUAUAGCGCUGACAUUGGACAACCUGGAACACUACAUUGACCGUGUGGUAGAGAUGACUGUGGGCGAGGGCGUUCAGAGACAGGUCGAAGCGUUUAGAAGAGGAUUUGACCGUGUUUUUCCAGCUGCGGAUUUGAGGAGCUUCACAGUGCAAGAGUUGGCGGUCUUGGUUGGAGGAGCAGAAGAGGAGGAUUGGGCGUAUGAUGUCCUUAUAGACUCUAUCAAAGCCGACCACGGAUACAAUUCGGACUCGCGCACUAUCAAACACCUCGCUACCUUUAUGUCUACCCUCAACCCUAUUCAACGCCGCGAAUUCCUCCAGUUUGUCACUGGCAGUCCAAAGCUCCCCCUUGGCGGAUUCAAGGCUCUCAACCCGUCCCUCACCGUCGUUCGCAAAAAUGUGGAAGCGGGCAAGAAACCUGAUGAUUACCUCCCCAGUGUUAUGACCUGCGUCAAUUACCUCAAAGUACCCGAUUACAGUGAAUUGGAGGUGAUGAAGAUGAGGUUUGAGGUUGCUGUGCGUGAAGGUCAAGGUUGCUUCCAUUUGUCAUGAUUUAUUCUUUCCUGCAAUUUUUGUUUUUAUAAUUUUUGCUUUGAGCUACCUUUCAAAUCGUUGGGCUUUUUUUAAACUUGCUGGAGGGGAAGUGGUGGUAGUAUUUGUAACAUUUUUUUUUUUUGUGCUUGGCGUUGGGAAAGUUGUUGUGCACGCAUGGGUUGGUAUUGAAUAUAAUUGGAUUAACAACUUUUCGAGUGAUGGG
Messenger RNA from Spizellomyces punctatus DAOM BR117, 7533 nucleotides. RefSeq lists its product as uncharacterized. Bases 231 to 7328 code for a protein of 2365 amino acids. Gene Ontology annotation, biological process: proteasome-mediated ubiquitin-dependent protein catabolic process; protein polyubiquitination. The record is from RefSeq and is a predicted model, not a curated record. Gene Ontology annotation, molecular function: protein binding; ubiquitin protein ligase activity. Lineage: Eukaryota; Fungi; Chytridiomycota; Chytridiomycetes; Spizellomycetales; Spizellomycetaceae. Gene Ontology annotation, cellular component: nuclear speck. The transcript is spliced from 9 exons.